Molecule: messenger RNA, 2217 nt
Organism: Colletotrichum spaethianum
Lineage: Eukaryota; Fungi; Ascomycota; Sordariomycetes; Glomerellales; Glomerellaceae
Product: DNA mismatch repair protein MLH1
Exons: 3
Coding region: 1-2217 (738 amino acids)
Biological process (GO): mismatch repair
Cellular component (GO): MutLalpha complex
Molecular function (GO): mismatched DNA binding; ATP-dependent DNA damage sensor activity; ATP binding
Source: RefSeq, a predicted model, not a curated record
AUGUCCGACUCCAUGGAAGUAGACCCGCCUCCUUCUGCUGGGAUGAAGCGGAAGGCGGAGGAAGACCUAGACGAGUCGCGUACUCCCCGUCGUAUUCGGGCGCUUGACCCCAAUGUUGUCAACAAGAUUGCCGCAGGCGAAAUCAUCGUUGCCCCUGUCAACGCCUUGAAGGAGUUGGUCGAGAAUUCUGUCGAUGCUGGCGCCACUGCUCUCGAGGUUCUGGUCAAGGAGGGCGGCCUCAAACUCCUCCAGAUUACCGACAAUGGCUGUGGCAUUCAGAAAGAAGACUUGGAGAUUCUCUGCGAACGCCACACAACCUCCAAAAUCACCGCCUUCGAGGACCUCACUUCCAUCGCCACCUACGGCUUCAGAGGUGAAGCAUUGGCAAGUAUCAGUCACAUCGCCCACCUCUCGGUGACCACAAAGACCAAGGAGUCGGACUGCGCGUGGCGCGCCACUUACCUCGAUGGAAAGUUGGCCCCUCCGAAACCCGGCCAGUCGGCCGAACCCAAGCCCACCGCCGGCCGCCAGGGCACCCAGAUCAGCGUCGAAGACAUGUUCUAUAACAUACCAACUCGUCGACGAGCUUUCAGGUCCCCAGCCGAAGAAUUCAACAAAAUCAUUGACAUUGUCGGUCGCUACGCCAUCCACUGUAAGGGAGUGGCUUUCUCAUGCAAGAAACACGGGGAAUCCGGCACCAGCGUCUCCAUUCAAGCAUCCGCGAGCGAGGUCGAUCGCAUAAGGCAGAUUUACGGAUCCGGUGUGGCCAACGAGCUGAUGCAUUUCUCAACAUCCGAAGACCGCUGGGGCUUUAAGGCCACCGGUUGGGCUACGAAUGCCAAUUACAACAUCAAGAAAACCACCUUCCUCCUAUUCAUCAACCACCGAUGCGUCGAGUCCACCAACAUUAAAAAAGCUCUGGAGCAGUUGUACUCUACCUUUUUGCCCAAGGGCGGUCGGCCAUUCAUCUAUCUCAGCUUGGAAAUUGAUCCCGCCCGCGUCGAUGUCAACGUCCAUCCGACGAAGCAGGAGGUGCACUUUUUGAACGAGGACGACGUUAUCCAAUCAAUAUGCGAGCACAUUCGGUCGAAGCUCGCAGAGGUGGAUACAAGUCGCACAUUCAUGACGCAAAGCUUGCUUCCAGGCAGUCAUCUGAUAGACACGGUCCCUCAAUCCGAGGGCGAGGGCACGCCAGCAACUCCGGCUCGAGAAACACCGGGCUCGAAACGGCCGCGAAGGAAUUCUAAUAGCCUUGUCCGCACCGACACGAGCCUACGCAAAAUCACAAGUAUGCUCCCAUCCGCUGCAGCAGCCACCCCCUCCAAGGCAUCUCCUGCAGCAGCGGCUGGAUCGUCUGACGAGAACGCCUUGUCUGCCUCGGAAAAUAUCCAGUACGAGAUCGUGGACAGGCCUUUUGCGCCGAUGAGGCUCACUAGCAUCAAGGAGCUUCGUGCCGAGGUCAGAGAAGACAUGCACAAUGACCUCACAGACAUCUUUGCUAACCAUACGUUUGUCGGCAUCGUCGACGAGCGCCGCCGCCUUGCCGCCAUUCAGAGCGGUGUCAAGCUGUAUCUCAUUGACUAUGGCCGAACCUGCUAUGAGUACUGCUACCAAGUCGGCUUGACGGACUUUGGUAAUUUUGGCACUAUUCGUUUCACGCCACCCCUGGACCUGCGGGAGAUCCUCCAUGUGGGCGCCGAGAUAGAGAAGAAUAACAUUGAGUCUCCCGAUGAGGACUUUGACGUUGAUGACGUUGUUGAAAAGGUCGCCGCCCAGCUGAUCGAGCGACGCGAGAUGCUUAGCGAGUACUUCUCGCUCGAAGUCAGCCCCGCAGGCGAGCUGCUCACCAUUCCCCUCCUGAUCAAGGGCUACACACCGGCCAUGGUCAAGCUGCCCCGCUUCUUGCUGCGUCUGGGGCCCUGCGUCGACUGGGCCGAGGAGAAGUCGUGCUUCGAUACGUUUUUGAAGGAGUUGGCGUCCUUCUAUGUGCCUGAGCAGUUGCCGCCGACGGUUGGUGGGGAGGCUGAUGAGGACGAGGGAGAAGGCAAGCUUGAUGACCGAGUUGCGGAACGGCGGCGGAAUGUGCGCUGGACCAUGGAACAUGUUUUUUUCCCCGCCUUCAAGGCGAGGCUGGUGGCGACGACGUCGUUGAUGAAGGCAGCCGUGUUGGAGGUUGCCGACCUGAAGGGCUUGUAUCGGGUAUUUGAGAGGUGUUAG